AUGGAUCCAACAUUAAUUCGAUAUUUUCCUGAUUCCGACCCUGUUUCCAAGAAAAACCAACGAGUAAAAACGAAAGAAGAUAAACGGCUUCAGUUGCCUGUGCCUUUACCACUUGGUCUUCUUCAAAAUGAUCGCUCAACAUUAACAACUAAUGAAUGGACUCUUCUUUCAAAUUGUCUUUAUGCAUUUGAUGAGCAAAACUGUUACACACGUAUUCAAAAUUUUCUUAAUGAAUUAUCUUCAUUACCACCGAAGUUGCGAUCGAAACCAUCUGAAAUUGUGAAUCUAAUGCGCGAGCUUUAUAGCACUGUUGGACCGCUUAUCGAACGUUCACCAGAUUUUCAUUCUUUACCGGUUGAUGGUCGUCAAGUUCUUAUUAAGCAUAACUUGUACGUAACUGGCGUGACGAGUGGAUUUUUUUUAUGCCGUGAGCUAAAUGUAUUCGAUAAUAUGACUGUUCUCAAUGCUUACAAUCAGCUAUACGGAUGUGAAUAUAUGACAGAGUGUCGUCGAAAUAUUGCACGAUAUGAUCCAAAUGGAAGUCUUAUUAAAAUCUUCAUAUUUAUAUUAGCUUUUUCAAGUAGUUGCUCGAUUAUUAAAUAUGAUAAUCAAGUAGACGUUACAAUUAUGUACAGUUCAAUCCAUCUUGUUCCUGUUCAGAAUGCAUAUGUAACGAUGUUAUGGAAAUAUUUGAUAUAUCUAUAUGGAUUUAAAGAAGCAGUGCUUCGAUUUACUCGGCUUGUAAAGGACGCUGUAGAUUUAAUUACUAUGUUAAAUUCGAUUUCUCAGAGCCAAAUCCGUAGCCGUAUGAUUGAUACAAUCAUAACAGACACAGAGCGUACCUUAGCUAUCGACGACUGA
Rotaria sp. Silwood1 is the source of this 861-nucleotide messenger RNA. The record is from the annotation of a GenBank genome assembly. Lineage: Eukaryota; Metazoa; Rotifera; Eurotatoria; Philodinida; Philodinidae.